AGCGCCCUUGCUGAUUUUUUUCUUCUUGCCGUCCAUAUCGCUUCUGCAGGUUGGCGCUGUCUCAAUUCCAAAGCGGAGCUAAAGGCUGGAUCACAAAGAAGCGCGUCACGGACAGCCUAUCGUGUGCGUUCCUCCAGCAAGUGUGCUUCUUCUUUUUUUCUUCAAAAGCUUCUCACUGCUAGCCGAAAGCUUCUUUCUCUAUUGUUGUCCAGGGCACGCCACGCCUGCAUCUUCUACACCACUCAUCAACAAAACAAAUGCAGCUGGCAGGAGAUUAAUUAGCAGAAGUAAAUACAUAAAAAAUAUAUAUCACCUUUCUUCUCCUCCUCCCGCAAACUGUUUAAUCCUUUUCUUCUUUGUUUGUUGUUCGACUGACUUUGGCUGUCAACCUUGCUGCGUAAAGAGCUUCUACAUUUUCCUCUCUUCUGUGUUGUUGAUGUGUACGCUGCCGUGCGUCACAUUCCAACGGAUUCCUCGAUAACAAAUUUGCGUAAACGGUGGAAGUCGCCAUCAAAACUAUAAAUACACAAACAAAACAAACGCGUAAUUGUGCCAAUGAAGUCUGCGGCAUUCAUGGCAAGCGCGAAUCUUCGCCGUAUUGGCGGGCCGUGCACGGCCAUGUGCGCUCUCAACGUACUCGGCGAUGCACACGGGAGGUCGCUGGGUACAACCAGUGCUCACCGACGCACGAGCAGCACGCGCAACUUCGCCACCGCAGCCGAGCUAGUGGCGGACUCAAGCGCUGCCGCGCCGUCGUCCUCUUCAUCUCCCGGUGCCGCGACGCCAGCAUUUUCUUCGUCGCUCACCACAACACCGCCGCCGCCGCUGCCGUCUGCCCUGCAGCUCGGUAUGCCUGUCAGCGCUUUUUUUGAAAAUGGCACCAACGCUGCUGUGGCGCCGAUUGCUCGGGGCAUCGUCAAGGCAAAAAUUGCCGGCACGGUGUACGCCGUGCACCUGCAGCAACUCUUCCUUUCACCGAUCAUCGAAAUUGGCUCGCGGGUGCACGUCGAGUACGGCAAGGACGAAGAGUACGUGGGCGUAGUGAUGGGCGGAAUCGUGGUGCGCGUGAACGGCAACGGCACUUUUGCGGUAUUGCUCGAUAACAACAGCAUCGACAUCGCCGUGCCGGCCCAGAUGAUUGCGCUGUCGGAGGGACGCACCAAGUUCGUGAACAACUCGCAGUUCCAGGACGUGGUGGAGUGGCUGCGCACCGCUGGCGUGGCGCGUCGCUCGCACCAGGAGAGCAUCGCCUGUGUGCUGUUCCAGCACGGCUGGCGCGUCGACAAGCUGUACCUACUGGAGGCGAGCGAUGUGCACUGCAUGACCUUCAUCCCGAAGGCGGUACGGAUGUGCGUGCUGGACAAGUCUGAGUGGCAGCGUGACCACCACCGGCAGAUGCGUCAGCUGCUGAAGGAGCGCAUCAAGGAGCGCGACUUCCGCUACCGCCUCACCAAAUACAGCGGGGUGGUGAGUGCGUCCAUGGCGUUUCUCGGCAUCGCCUUCGCCUUUGGCUGGAACGUGAAAAACUACCACACCCAGCAGCGCUCCUAUCAGCUGACCCUCGCCGCCAAGACGCUGACGGAGCGGCUGAACCGCAACUUGAGUAUUGGAAUGGAUACCACGGCGAAGGAUCAGCAGUUUGUGUCGCGGGAGCGAGAGGAGAAUGCGGUGCGGCAGGUGCUGCAUCAGCUGGACACGGCCCACCCCCGCAUCGUCGUCUUCACAGGUUUCUACGGCUGCGGCAAGAGCACCGUGUGCCGCAACGCCGUCGUGAAAGAGCACAUUCCGGCCGUGUACGUCGACAUCCGCGGCGCCGAGGACACGCUGCGCAGUGUCGUGAAGGCGCUCGGCGUGAACAACGUCGACAUCUGCGGCGAUUUGCUCGACUUUGUGGCGGAGGCGUGCCAGAUGGCGAAGGCGAAAAACGGCGAGACACCGCUGCUCAUGCUGAAGCUGCGCGAGGGCAGCAGCGUGCAGCGGGUGUACAACGACGCCGUGGCACUGGCGUGUGACCGGCGCCUGUGCCACCUCGUCAUGGAGGUGCCACUGGAAUCUGUGACGAUGGCGGACGUCGCCCUCCCCCGGCUCGAUUUUUACGUGAUUCCCGUCUUCAACCGCGCGCAGGCCUUCGCCUACACGCAGCACUCCAUUGACCCGCUCAGUUUGAACAACUUUAUUGACGUCGUCGGCACGAACAGCAACGACCUCGACGAGCUCUUCGCCGCCGUGCACCAGCGCCGCGUCUCGGCCUCCAAGUACACCAAUCAAAAACUGCUCAAGGCGAUGCGCCAGCUGCAGGGCACGUGUGCGAAUAAGCCGCAGCUCCGAGCAGCACUGCAGCAGCUCUCGGCUUUCCCGUAUGAGGAGGGGCAGAACACCGGUGGUGACGCGACCACGCUGCGCAACCCCGCACUGGAGGACAUCGUCCUCUACGACCCUGUAAAGGAUGUGUGGCUGUUUCGCAAUAAGCUUUUCCACACAGCCUCACGUUGCUGCUGGUUGUAA
Messenger RNA from Leptomonas pyrrhocoris, 2505 nucleotides. RefSeq names its product putative mitochondrial tuzin. The transcript has a single exon. The coding region runs from base 556 to 2505 and encodes 649 amino acids. The record is from RefSeq and is a predicted model, not a curated record. NCBI's taxonomy places the organism in Eukaryota, Euglenozoa, Kinetoplastea, Trypanosomatida, Trypanosomatidae.